Molecule: messenger RNA, 2894 nt
Organism: Cryptotermes secundus
Lineage: Eukaryota; Metazoa; Arthropoda; Insecta; Blattodea; Kalotermitidae
Product: nitric oxide-associated protein 1
Exons: 9
Coding region: 363-2693 (776 amino acids)
Molecular function (GO): GTP binding
Source: RefSeq, a predicted model, not a curated record
GUACUCCUCAGCUCCUCACCACGCAUGCUGCGAUUUUCUGGUCAAGGCGAGGUGUAUAGCGGUGUGUAGCAAUAUGAAAAUGCGUGUUAGGUAGAGAAAGAAGUGAAGUUACGACAGAACUCGGGGUGCGGAAGUGAGUAAAGCAGAUACUCGCAAGAACCCCCAAUUUGGAAACGAUUUGUAUAGUGACGUUAGUGUUUCAUGGUCUCUCGACUACUUUUAGUUUAAAACCCUAACCUCACCAAUCUGCCCACUCCUUCGCCUCAGUAUUAUAAAAUAUUCGCUCCUGUAGACUUAUUUUCAGGUUUACCGGCGAAUUAUGUGAACAGUUAACCAUCAUUAUCGAGUGUUUAUUCCAAGCAAUGGCUGUAUGUUGGAAUCGUUUACAAAAUUUACAGAAAAGUGUUGAUCGUUUUCUGAAAUUUGGACCCAGUGCUUUAUUUUUGGUGCAGGUAGAGUGUUCGUAUCAAAGUUUUGUUCGUACAGCCUUUAUGAAAGUACGUGGUUGUAAAUGUUUGUCUACAAGACGGACGUUUGUAUCUACUCACCUUUGUGUUCAGAAGCAGGAUUCGAUGCACCAUGAUAGAAAAUUAGAAGCUGUGCAAGAAGCAGAAACAGAAGAGUUGAAAAGAAAAUUUGAAGCCGUUAACAGUAAGAUAAUAUUUAACACAGUUUUAGAAUUUUCGAAAUUAAAUGGGAACUGGAAAAGGAAAAAAAUUUUAAAGGAUAAGCAAGAAAAAUUAAGAGUUUCGAAAAUAAAUGAGAAAGAUGCUAUGAAGGAUAUUCCAGUUGCUCUGAAGUACUUAAGAGAUACACCAGAAAUUCAUAAAACUAAUAGUGAUGAAGUAGAAACUUUGCCGGAAAAUGAAACUGUAUGCCUUCCUUACAGCAUUGAAACAGAAUUGGAUACUACUCUUAGCAGCAGAGUUAAAGAUAAUGAAAACAAACGCGUUGAUCUUCCAUAUCAAGGAAUGUUGAAGUUUUCUGAAUUGAGUAACUCAAGUUGGACCCGGUUACCUACAAGAAGGUCAGACAUCAGUGUUUCUAAUUGGAUGUCAGAUUAUGAAUGUUAUGAUGAAAGUGAAGAUGUGUUUGAAAAUCCCAGAUCAUGGGAGCUGAAUUAUGGAACACCAGAUAUGAAUGUUCCCCUUAGUGAUGUGCCUUGUGGAGGUUGUGGGGCUAUGCUUCAUUGUCAGGACACGGCUAUUCCAGGCUACCUUCCCAGUGAGCUGUUUAAGCAACUAGAUGAGGUCUCACUGCGUGCAGUUGUCUGUCAGCGCUGUCACUUCCUGCGUUUUUAUGACACUGCUUUGAAUGUGAUUGUUUCUCCAGAUGACUAUCCAAAACUAAUGGCCCAUUUGAAGGAUACAGUAGCCUUAAUAGUUCUUAUGGUUGAUCUGUUGGAUUUUCCCUGCAGUAUCUGGCCAGAAAUUAUGCACAUUGUUGGUCGUAAGCAACCGAUUGUAGUGGUUGGUAACAAAGUGGAUUUGCUGCCACCAGACAGCCGUGGGUAUCUUCAUCAUAUGCAGAAAUGCCUGGCUGAAAGUGUUGCUCACAGUGGCAUACCACCUUCAAAUAUCAAGCAUGUUGCUUUGAUCAGUGCCAAGACAGGGUAUGGAGUAGAAGAAUUGAUCACCAAACUGCAUAAUUUGUGGGCAUACAGAGGAGAUGUAUACCUACUUGGAUGCACCAAUGUUGGGAAAUCGACCCUGUUCAAUGCCCUUCUGCGGUCUGACUACUGCAAAGUUAAGGCAGUGGAUCUAAUACAAAGAGCCACAACUUCGCCCUGGCCAGGCACAACAAUAAACCUCCUCAAAUUUCCUAUUCUGCGACCAUCUGGCUGGCGUUUAGCUGAGCGGACUAAACGUAUACUAUCGCAAAGGCAGCAACUUGAGGCAGAACGCAGGCUGCAUUACAGCCAGUUCAAAGAGGAUACGUCACGAAAUCUACCAGCUCUCAUUGGACACAUUGGAAUGACCUUCUGCCAAAAGCAGCCUGUCUCAAAUUUAGAUCCUUUUUCCAUGGAAACUUCCCCAGAAGGUCCCAGGCCCUUAUCUGGCUUGGAUCCUUCAGAUGAAAUGUAUGCAAAAAGUAAAUGGUGCUAUGACACACCAGGAGUUGUACAUCCGGACCAGGUAAUCCAUUUACUGACAGCAGAAGAAUUGAUGAUGACAUUACCCAAGAAAUUGAUUUCCCCAAGGACGUACAGGCUGCAGCCAAAUAUGUCACUGUUCAUUGCUGGCCUUGGACGACUGGACUAUGUUGAAGGGAAUGACCCCAUCAGAAUGACAGUGUUUGCAUCUGGCAGGCUCCCCAUUACCAUCUGUAAUGUGGAUGAUGCAGAAUAUCUGUACAAGACAUUGCUGGGAACCAGGUUUCUUGGUGUGCCAUGUGGCGGGCCUACCCGCCUAUCACAAUGGCCCAUGCUGAGGGCUCAUCCUGAGACCAUUGAACUACAUGGCAUUGGGUGGAAGAAGAGCUGUGGGGAUAUACUACUCUCCUCUUCAGGUUGGGUUGCUGUAACAUUUGGUGAGGGCAAAACAUGCAGAUUUCAAGCAUGGACUCCAGGUGGCAGAGGAGUGUACUUUAGAAGUCCUGCAUUGUUGCCCUUUGCUGUAACUACGUGUGGACCAAAAGUCCGGCACAGUCCAGCAUACAGGAAAGGAAAGGGAAUGUUUUGGAAACAUGCAUGAAGAUUUGUUUCUAACUGGUAUGGAAUCCAAAUUUUCAUGUACUGAGAGAGCACUUCACAUUACGUGAGACCUACCUACUGGUAAUAUACUUUUUAGAGGACUUAUCCUAAGUAAUACUGUACUCACAAACUAGUAUAGAGAUCUUGAAGAGCUGUGUUCCAUAUUUGGCAAGAAAAUUAAAUUUGAAGGAAACCUCACAUA